CACGUGACCAGAAACGUCAAAAGCGAAAUGGCAGCCUCUUGUGUCGUAAAUUAACCUCAGGUCCAGGCUUGAGCGGAGAGGAUUUUUUUCUUCUUCUCUUUCAUUCGCAUAGUCAAAUUCUGAAAGCGAAAUUCGGGGGCAAAACCAUGUCUCCAAAGAUCACAGGAGAUCUGCUGCGACAGCUUCGCCUGGCAAUGAAGAGUUGUAAAUAUUACUCUGAGCCUAUUCAGGCAUACGUUGUUCCCUCUGGAGAUGCACACCAGAGUGAAUACAUUGCACCUUGUGACUGCAGACGUGAAUUUAUCUCUGGAUUUAAUGGAUCUGCUGGUACUGCUAUUAUUACAGAUCAGCAUGCUGCAAUGUGGACCGAUGGGAGAUAUUUCCUGCAAGCAAGCAAUCAGAUGGAUAACAACUGGACUCUUAUGAAGAUGGGACUGAAGGAGACGCCCUCACAGGAGGAUUGGCUGAUUAGCGUCCUGCCAGAAAAUUCCAAAGUGGGAGUAGAUCCUUGGAUCAUUGCAGCUGACCAGUGGAAGAACAUGUCCAAGGCGCUGAACAAUGCAGGCCAUUCCCUAGUUGAUUUGCAGGAAAACCUGAUUGAUGCUGUGUGGACCGACCGACCGCAAAGGCCAAGUACAAAGCUCCGUGUUUUGGGAUUAGAGUACACCGGUAUGUCCUGGCAAGACAAGAUUAAAGCCCUGCGAUCCAAGAUGACGGAGAGGAAAAUAAUGUGGUUUGUUGCCACGGCGUUGGAUGAGAUUGCAUGGCUGUUCAACCUCCGUGGUGCGGACAUCGAGUAUAACCCAGUGUUCUUUGCAUAUGGCAUUGUGGGGAUGAACUCAAUACGGCUGUUUAUAGACCUAAACCGUCUCACUGAUCCUUCACUGAGAGAUCAUCUGCAACUAGAUUGUCUGAACAAGCCGGAUAUGAGCAUUCAGACAUUCCCCUACGAGUCGAUCUACACUGAACUACAGGCCAUCUGCGCUGCACUCGGCCCCAAGGAUAAAGUGUGGAUCUGUGACAAAGCCAGUUGUGCACUCACACAGGUCAUCCCCAAGGCCCACAGGACUGUAAUCCCUUACACUCCUCUCUGCCUUGCUAAGGCUGUCAAAAACUCAACUGAGAUUGAAGGCAUGAAGAUGGCCCAUAUCAAGGAUGCAGUUGCUCUCUGUGAACUCUUUGCUUGGUUGGAAAAAGAGAUUCCAAAAGGCACAGUGACUGAAAUCUCUGCUGCUGAUAAAGCUGAAGAAUUACGCAGUCAACAGAAAGAUUUUGUCGGUCUCAGUUUCCCCACAAUCUCCAGUGUCGGUCCAAAUGGAGCCAUCAUACAUUACAGGCCACUGCCUGAAACCAACAGAACCAUUACGAUGAGUGAAGUUUACCUUAUUGACUCUGGAGCUCAGUACAUUGAUGGAACCACAGAUGUCACGCGUACCAUGCAUUUUGGAACACCGUCUGCUUUUGAGAAGGAAUGCUUUACUUAUGUGCUGAAGGGACAUAUAGCCGUCAGUGCUGCUGUUUUUCCCAAUGGAACCAAAGGCCACCUGUUGGAUUCGUUUGCUCGUGCAGCCCUGUGGGAGUCGGGGCUUGACUAUCUCCAUGGUACAGGACACGGUGUGGGUUGCUUUCUCAAUGUCCAUGAGGGACCCUGUGGCAUCAGCUACAAGACCUUUGCGGAUGAGCCUCUGGAGGCUGGCAUGAUAGUCAGUGAUGAACCGGGGUAUUACGAAGAAGGAUCUUUUGGCAUUCGUGUGGAAAAUGUGGUGCUUGUGGUACCAACUAAGCCAACAUACAACUACAGAAACCGAGGUAGUCUGACAUUUGACCCUCUCACUUUGGUUCCUGUUCAAGUCAAAAUGAUCAACACGGAAAUGCUUACUGAGAAGGAGAGGGGCUGGCUGAAUGAGUACCACAGAAAAUGCAGAGAGGUAGUUGGAAAGGAGCUGGAAAACCAGGGCAGGAAGGAAGCGUUGGAAUGGUUAAUGAAGGAGACGGAGCCCAUUGUCUGAACAACGAGACAGUCAUUUCUCCCUGGAGUACAAGCUGAUAAUUCUGCAUUGAUAAUCAUUUGUAUUUUCUCUUAGUUAUCUCUCACUCUACUCUUUUUGUAACAAUGUACAACACCAGCUGUUAGAAAAAUGAUCAUU
Thalassophryne amazonica is the source of this 2147-nucleotide messenger RNA. It is a transcript of the gene xpnpep1, whose product is annotated as X-prolyl aminopeptidase (aminopeptidase P) 1, soluble. NCBI's taxonomy places the organism in Eukaryota, Metazoa, Chordata, Actinopteri, Batrachoidiformes, Batrachoididae. The coding region runs from base 147 to 2009 and encodes 620 amino acids. The transcript has 20 exons. Gene Ontology annotation, molecular function: metalloaminopeptidase activity. The record is from RefSeq and is a predicted model, not a curated record.